CGUGGAUUGUUGCCAGCUGUAUGCUAGUCUGGAUAGAGGAUAGAAUUAAUUGGUAUGCCGUAUGUUUCAGAUCAUGCGGUGGUUACUGUGCUUUGUACUGUAUGUACCACGAAACUCCCAACAUCCGAAUAUCGCAUGUUCCCCUUCUUCCAUCUCCCACGCGAACUGCGUGACGAGAUUCUCGAGAAAAUACUCUAUCUCCAUCCUCACCUAUCAACACCCAUCGCCACGAAGAUGGGUCUCCUACUGGCCAAUCGCCAAAUGCAUGCCGAAGUGACUGCGUUGCUAGCCAGAUUAAAACCGGAAUACGUUAUAGAUCUUCCUGUCGUCAACGAACAGUAUCUGCUACCGACAUGGCGCUUCACAGUACCGUACAAGACAGCUCAAAUCGAGUCGCUCACGAUCAAUGUCAAAUUCUGUACAAGCAAUCCAGAACUGGUCUUGGAUCACACCGACCGUUGGAUAUAUCGAAAGAGGACAUAUGUGGGGAACACCAUAAAUUCAUUCCUCCUUAGACUCUUACACAGCGGCAUGGCAGGGAAGCUCGAACAACCGCACCGGGCAGUGGGGCUUUUCACUUCAGGCUACAACUACGGCAACCUUUUCAUUCGCAGACUAUGUAUCAACCUUGACGUCCAGGAGAGUGAAACUCCAGUGCUGCUCACAGAAGAGGAGGUUCCCGUGCGCACUCCGGGGCUCUGUGAUGGUCUCGACAUGGACACGCCUCUCUACGGCGUUAAGUGGAAUGGCGUUCAGGCUGUCGAGGAGCGGCUUACUCAUCUAUUGGAUAUUUUCACGAGCCGCGGGUCAAAGGCGUAUAGGUAUGUUGGCAAGGUCGUGAUAGCACGGGGUGGAGUAGAUCAAACGACACUGGACCCUGGCCGGAUUACUCUGGGUCCAGAGAUGGAGCCAUGGUAUCGACUCUUUGAUUUAGACGGCGAAGAGCAGUGAGGGUUGGUCUUCUGCGAUAUCACGUACUGCAAUUUAUAGAAGGUACAAGGGGUGGUUGAGUCAUUGAAGCGAGUAGAUUUUCAAUCCUCGAGUCCAUGGUGGUUGUCAUUAGUAAUUGAAACCUGUACUACCACAGAGA
Aaosphaeria arxii CBS 175.79 is the source of this 1090-nucleotide messenger RNA. RefSeq lists its product as uncharacterized. The coding region runs from base 55 to 951 and encodes 298 amino acids. The record is from RefSeq and is a predicted model, not a curated record. NCBI's taxonomy places the organism in Eukaryota, Fungi, Ascomycota, Dothideomycetes, Pleosporales. The transcript is spliced from 2 exons.